Messenger RNA from Cokeromyces recurvatus, 1376 nucleotides. Its product is annotated as chaperonin Cpn60/TCP-1 family. Gene Ontology annotation, cellular component: mitochondrial matrix; mitochondrial inner membrane. The transcript has a single exon. The record is from RefSeq and is a predicted model, not a curated record. NCBI's taxonomy places the organism in Eukaryota, Fungi, Mucoromycota, Mucoromycetes, Mucorales, Mucoraceae. Gene Ontology annotation, biological process: apoptotic mitochondrial changes; protein refolding; protein import into mitochondrial intermembrane space. Gene Ontology annotation, molecular function: ATP binding; ATP-dependent protein folding chaperone; protein-folding chaperone binding. The annotation marks the transcript as partial.
AGGUGGCUACUAUCUCUGCUAAUGGUGAUAAACAUGUAGGAGACAUGAUUGCUCAAGCAAUGGAACGUGUUGGUAAGGAAGGUGUGAUUACUGUUAAGGCUGGUAAGACAAUUGAGGAUGAAUUAGAAGUGACAGAAGGCAUGCGUUUUGACCGUGGUUUCAUUUCACCUUACUUUAUCACGGAUACAAAGACACAACGUGUUGAAUUUGAAAAACCUUUAAUUUUGUUAUCUGAAAAGAAGAUUUCUAUGUUGAAUGAUAUUUUACCUGCUCUUGAAACAGCCGCUACUCAACGUCGUCCCUUAUUGAUCAUUGCUGAAGAUGUAGACGGUGAGGCUCUUGCUGCCUGUAUCUUGAACAAGUUACGUGGUCAAAUUCAAGUUGCUGCUGUUAAGGCACCUGGUUUUGGUGAUAACCGUAAGUCUAUCUUAGGUGAUAUUGGUAUCUUAACCGAAUCUACUGUAUUCUCUGAUGAAGUAGACCUUAAAUUGGAAAGAGCUACUCCUGAUUUGUUUGGCACCUCCGGCUCUGUCACUAUCACAAAAGAAGAUACUAUUAUUUUAAAUGGAGCUGGUGCAAAGGAACGUAUCAAUCAACGUUGUGAGCAAAUUCGUGGAGCUAUUUCUGAUGCUAGUACAUCUGAUUAUGAAAAGGAAAAGCUUCAAGAACGUCUUGCUAAACUUUCUGGUGGUGUAGCUGUCAUUCAUGUUGGUGGCGCUUCUGAAGUUGAAGUAGGUGAAAAGAAAGAUAGAUUCGAUGAUGCUCUUUGUGCUACUCGUGCUGCUGUUGAGGAAGGUAUUGUCCCUGGUGGUGGUGUUGCUCUGUUGAAAGCAGCAAAAUCAUUAUCGAACUUGAAGGGGGCUAACUUUGAUCAACAAUUGGGCAUUAAUAUUAUUCGUCAAGCUAUUCAGAAUCCUUGUCGUACGAUUGUAGAUAAUGCCGGAGGUGAGGGAUCCGUUGUUAGUGGUAAACUUAUGGAAGAUAAUCCUGAGAAUGUUAAUUGGGGUUAUGAUGCUUCUACUAAUGAAUAUUGUGAUAUGAUUGAACGUGGUAUCAUUGAUCCUACCAAGGUUGUUCGUACUGCUCUUGUUGAUGCUUCUGGUGUUGCAUCACUUUUGACUACAACUGAAUGUAUGAUUACAGAUGCUCCUACUAGUUCUAAUGGUAUGCCCGGUAUGGGUGGUAUGCCUGGUAUGGGCGGAAUGGGUGGUAUGAUGUAAGCUAGAUAAGUAAUAGACUAUUAGUAAGUGAUUUUAUAUUUAUUAUACCAUAUCUUUCGUUCUUUCUUCUUCCUCCCCUUUUAUAUAUAAUAUAAAAUGUCUACAUUACAUAAUAAUAAUAAAAAAAAUAUGACAUAUUACACUAUAUGACUUUCG